Molecule: messenger RNA, 2195 nt
Organism: Suncus etruscus (white-toothed pygmy shrew)
Lineage: Eukaryota; Metazoa; Chordata; Mammalia; Eulipotyphla; Soricidae
Gene: FGF9
Product: fibroblast growth factor 9
Exons: 3
Coding region: 638-1264 (208 amino acids)
Biological process (GO): positive regulation of epithelial cell proliferation; positive regulation of protein phosphorylation; lung development
Cellular component (GO): cytoplasm
Molecular function (GO): fibroblast growth factor receptor binding; growth factor activity
Source: RefSeq, a predicted model, not a curated record
CUUCUUUUUUUCUUUUUUUGCUUGAUGAUUAUUUUAAUUGCCACUAUUCUGAUUUUUGGAGGGGAGGCGCGGCCGGGAGGGGAGAGCCGCCGCCGCCGCCUCCAACGUGCGAUUUUUUCUUUCCCCUUGAAGGAUUCGUGCUGAUGUCUGCAGAGUCUGUUAGAGUAAAAACAGCGCAUGCCUUCCUGGAGUCGGGAUCCGUAAAUUCUGACGUAGCCCGUGCAUCUCCAAAAUCCCUAUAAUAACGCCCAGGCGUUUAUGUCGCUAUGCACCGAUAGCGAGCCAAAUGGAGCAACUACGGAUUUUGUCUCUUAUGAAGGCCGGAUGGGAUGAAGACCUUCCUGCCUGCUGAGACCCGGGGAUCUAUCUGUAGAUACAUAGAUAUGUUGAUCAAUAUGCCAGUGUGUGAGUAUAAAGUGGUUUCUUAGGCUAUUCAUGAUUUGACCUUGAACCCGUGCCAGAGAAACAGCAGCUUACUUUUAUUUAUGCAUUUCAUGGAUUGAAGAAAAGAACCCCUCCUCCUUCUCUCUCUGCAACGGCAGCCGGGGAGGGGAGUUGGAUAUACCUCGCCUAAUAUCUCCUGGGCUGACACCGUCAUUAUUGUUUAUUCCUGCGCUCCGAAAGCCGAGUCCUCUUGAUGGCUCCCCUAGGUGAAGUUGGGAACUAUUUCGGCGUGCAGGAUGCGGUUGCAUUUGGGAAUGUGCCCGUGCUGCCGGUGGAGAGCCCGGUUUUGCUAAGCGACCACCUGGGUCAGUCCGAAGCCGGGGGACUCCCCAGGGGACCCGCAGUCACGGACCUGGAUCAUUUAAAGGGAAUUCUUAGGCGAAGGCAGCUCUACUGCAGGACUGGAUUCCACUUAGAGAUCUUCCCCAACGGCACGAUCCAGGGAACCAGGAAAGACCACAGCAGAUUCGGGAUUCUGGAGUUUAUCAGCAUAGCAGUGGGCCUGGUCAGCAUUCGAGGAGUGGACAGUGGCCUCUACCUUGGAAUGAAUGAGAAAGGGGAGCUGUAUGGAUCAGAAAAACUAACCCAAGAGUGUGUCUUCAGAGAACAGUUUGAAGAAAACUGGUAUAAUACAUACUCAUCGAAUCUAUACAAACACGUGGACACUGGAAGGCGCUAUUAUGUAGCAUUGAAUAAAGAUGGGACGCCAAGAGAAGGAACGAGGACUAAACGGCAUCAGAAAUUCACACAUUUUUUACCUAGACCAGUGGACCCUGACAAAGUACCCGAACUCUAUAAGGAUAUUCUAAGCCAAAGUUGACAAAGACAAUUUCUUCACUUGAGCCCUUAAAAAAGUAACCACUAUAAAGGUUUCAUGUGGUGGGUUCUUAUUGAUUAGCUGUGCCAUCACAUCAGAGCCACUGUUGCCAAACUUUGUCGCAUGCAUAAUGUAUGGUGGAGGACUGAAUGGGAUCAUGCUGAUUUUGUGCUGCACUUAAAGGCUUGUCCUCCUGGAGGACUGCCCAGGCUCACUUGUUUGAUUUCUUGUGAGAGGUGGAAAGGGAGACUGAAAGCUGUGUGAAUGUGUGAGUAAUGAAUGGGGAACAGGCAAGAGUGAAGAGAAGCAGAAACAGAGGAAAAUGGCCUGAUGCAUGCUGGGAACUAGAAACACUUUUCCAUGUUUUGAUCAGUUGUACUUCAUCCUAUACAGCACAGCUGCCAUACUUCAACUCAUCAGGAUUUCAGCUGGUGGCCUGUGCAAGGGUACGCUGCAUUUUCAAAGGCAUGGAAGGUGCAGUCUUAUGUAAAAGACUUUUCAGUUAAUUCUCACUGGAAUCAUUCCAGUGAAUUUAAAGCAAAGACCUCUUAGUAAAAAAAAAAAAGUUAAAUUUAUUUAUAGAAAUUCCAAAGGCAACAUUUUAUUUAUUUUAUAUAUUUAUUUAUUAUAUAGAGUUUAUUUUUAAUGAAAUAUGUACAGGCCAGAUAGGCAUUUUGGAAGCUUUAGGCUCUGUAAGCAUUAAAUGGCAAAGUCCACUAUGAAUCUGUGGUAAAUUCAUGCAAGUAAAUAUAAUGGUGCAUGGAUAAGAGAAACUCUAAUGACCCUAAUGUACUAAAGGCGACAAUCUUUUUUUUUUGUGCCCAUAUUAUUGUAAACGUAUGCACAUCUUUCAUGACACUGAGUAUUCACUCUUCAGACUGCUUGUUCCUUAGCUUAUCCCAGAGGAUUAAAGAUAAACUGGGUCUCAAACUUU